AUGAAGGGCAACGAUGCCAUAAUCUCCCAAAUUCUACGAAGAAAGAGAAAACGGUUCUGGUACUUUUCACUCGCCAUCGUUUUUCUCGUUAUUCUUGCUGUCGUCCUUCCAGUAGCCUUCGUAUUUUCGCGACGAAGACAUCCCAAGGGUCUCAAAUCCACCGUUCUGGUACCGUUGUAUAUCUACCCCAUCCCUGGCGCCUGGGAGCCGCUGCAUGAGGCGAUUAUUGCUCGUCCAAACCUGAACUUCACCGUGAUAAUCAAUCCGGACUCCGGGCCUGGGUCAACGCGAUAUCCCUCCAGCGAGUACACCUCUGAGGUCCAAAGGCUAAACGUGUAUCCAAAUGUGCGAAUGAUGGGGUAUGUUCGCAUUGGUUACGCCAAAAGAAAUCUCACCGAAGUCCUCGAGGAUAUUUCUACAUAUUCUGGGUGGUCUGUGAACCCCAAUGCGACUGAUCAGGCGGUACAUGGGAUCUUCUUCGACGAGACCCCAAAUGAAUAUACUUCAGAGGUCUCCGAUUAUCUCAAAAGCAUUAACCAAGCAGCCAAAAACGCAGCUGGUUUGCUGCCGGCUCGAACCAUCAUUCACAACCCAGGUUCGAUACCUGACGCCCGCCUCACGGAUGCUGACGUCGAUAUCACUGUCGUCUUCGAGGCAUCCUAUCAGGAGUAUCAGGAGGAUUCGUCAUCCAAAGCCCUGCGAGCCCGGCUGGCAUCGCUUCCAAUUGAUAGAUCACGUGUCAGCUGUAUCAUGUUCUCCGUACGCACUGGCAUGAGCCAAGGCGAUCGGAGGAGUUUGGCGGAUGAGUUAAGCCAACACGCAGAGUUUCUCUACCUCACAGAUCUGAGCCAGAAUUAUUAUGAGAGUUUUGGGCCGCAUUGGCAGGAUUUCAUUGCUGCCAUACCGACCUGA
Molecule: messenger RNA, 912 nt
Organism: Endocarpon pusillum Z07020
Lineage: Eukaryota; Fungi; Ascomycota; Eurotiomycetes; Verrucariales; Verrucariaceae
Exons: 3
Coding region: 1-912 (303 amino acids)
Source: RefSeq, a predicted model, not a curated record